CUGAAAAUAUCAAGUUUGUUAUCGAUUUAUCAGGAAUAUCGAUAUUGUAUGAGCAUCCCUAAAUGCAAUUAUAGAAACCUAAAAUGUAAGAAAAAACAAAACUAAAUAUAAAACGUCACAAAUAUAAAAUGGGGGCUACAAUGACAAAAAAUGGAAAUCUAUUGGAGUCCUUACCAUCACAGGGAACUCUUCAUGUAGUUAUGCUAGGCUUGGAUUCUGCUGGAAAAACAACAGCGCUUUAUAGACUUAAGUUUGAUCAGUAUUUAAACACAGUUCCAACAAUUGGAUUUAACUGCGAAAAGGUACAAGGGACGUUAGGGAAGGCAAAGGGUGUUCAUUUUCUUGUCUGGGACGUAGGAGGACAAGAAAAACUUCGGCCGUUGUGGCGAAGUUACACUCGAUGUACAGAUGGAAUUUUAUUCGUUGUAGAUUCUGUAGACACUGAACGCAUGGAAGAAGCCAAAAUGGAAUUAAUGCGAACAGCGAAAUGUCCAGAUAAUCAGGGUGUCCCUGUACUUAUUUUAGCUAAUAAACAAGAUUUACCUAACGCAUGUUGUCCUAAAGAACUUGAAAAGCUAUUAGGUCUACAUGAAUUGCAAAAUCCAAUAGGGAAUGUAUUGAGCCCAACAGGUACAGGGAGCACUGCCUGUCAUAGCAAACCGCAAGACAAAAGUUCUAUGGAUAAUGAUGCAUUAAACCAAUUCAAUUUACACCAUGUCAAUAUGAUAACUGAUCUUGACAAAAAAAAACAUGAAUACAAAGCAAAUAAGACAUUUUCUGAAAAUUUACAGGAUGAAUCACGAAGUAAAACUAAAGGUCCAAGCUUGCAAGUUUCAAUAUCGCCUAAAACAGAAAACACCAGCUCGCAAUUUGUAAUAAAUCACAAUAGAUUAAAUCCAUCUUCUUCGUCAAUUUAUCUAAAAGGAUGGUACAUUCAGCCCGCAUGUGCUAUAACCGGUGAAGGUCUACAAGAAGGGUUAAAUGCAUUAUACGAUAUGAUCUUAAAACGUCGUAAAAUCAAUAAGUCGCAUAAAAAAAAUAAACGGUAAUAUUUACAUUUAACCACACAAUUUAGAAAAUAAAAUCUUAGAAAAAUUAAAAAAAUUAUGCUUUAUAAAAUGCAUUACAUUAAAUAUAUCUAUAAUUAAAUUUUUACCACUUUACUUUGA
Molecule: messenger RNA, 1169 nt
Organism: Drosophila albomicans
Lineage: Eukaryota; Metazoa; Arthropoda; Insecta; Diptera; Drosophilidae
Gene: Arl4
Product: ADP-ribosylation factor-like protein 4C
Exons: 5
Coding region: 129-1049 (306 amino acids)
Biological process (GO): intracellular protein transport; vesicle-mediated transport
Cellular component (GO): cytoplasm
Molecular function (GO): GTP binding; GTPase activity
Source: RefSeq, a predicted model, not a curated record